AUGUCAAGAGACCAAUACAACAUUCAUGACAUAAUUCCAAAUAUGAAGAAAAAUUGGACUGUCUUGAUUCAAGUUUUGGAAUGUGGACACAUACAACUAAAACAGGGAACAAGGGUGCAAGCAUUAAUCUGGAGCAAUGACCUUGACUAUUAUGAAAAUACUUUCGAACCCUACAAGCGUUAUCAAAUAUCAAAUGCUAAUUUGAUAUACACUGAACCACGUUUUCAACUUGAUUCAUAUGAAUAUUCAUGGACACUAAGCAAACUGACACUCAUUGAACCUUUUCAAGAUGAAACCUCACCAACACUCACAUGCAAUUUCACCUUUACUCCCUUUAGUGACCUGUACAAAUAUGCAGAUGAGGAAAGAGAUAUAAAUGUAAGGGGUAUUGUAAUAAAAUGUUUUCCAAGUCAAAAGAUGAAACAAGGCCAAGAGCCAUCUUCAAAAAGAGAUGUAAUCAUUGUUAACGAAGAGAAAAAACUUUUAAUAUUAACAUUAUGGAAUUACAUCAAUGAAAAUGAAGGCAAUACCUUAGAACAAAUAGUGGAAUUCGGGCCAAUGAUAUUCGCACUGAGAGUAAAGGUGACAACUUUCUACGGACAAUCACUCUCAACAAGUAGUAGCUCUGCAAUUCUUAUAAAUCCACCAGUGACAGAUGAUUUACAGCUAAAAAAUUGGUAUACAAAUAGCAAAACAGGAAUUAAAAAACUACUUCAACAACAAACAUAUAAGGAUACCGAUAUUCUGUUGCCCCCUCCCCAAGAGAGAGACAUACUUCCGAUAGGCGAAGCAAUUACAAGAAUGAAAAAUGGUAAACCUACAUGGAUAAAAGGAAGUCUUAUGUUGCCUCGUCAAGAUAGAAGUUUCACACAAACAGCAUGUGCCAAUUGUUUAAAACCAGUUGUGGCUGAUGUACAGUGGAUCAUCACAUGCUUUGCCUGCAAAAAACAAUCUAAAGUGCAGCUCUUGUCUAGGGCAAUAGUCGAAAUCGAUGAUGGUACCGGUUCAAUUGCAGCAAUGAUUUCAACGCCAGAAAUUGAAAAGUUUAUGAAAGUCGACUACAAUGAUAUCAAAGAUGCAGGAGAAAAUGAACAAACUGUACAAAAUAUAAUUGCAAAAUCAAUUGCAUCAUUACCACUUCUGGCAUAUGUACGAUCAUAUCAGACAUCAAAUCAAGAAAACCAAACUACAAGAUUCGUCGUUGUGAAGGCACAUAGGCUCCCAGAACAUCAAAACGAAAAUAAACAACAACUCCAACUAUCAAAUAAAGAGGAAACUUUAUCAACAACAAAACAGUGUUCUCCUAAGCAACCACAAAAGCGAAACCAAACAGACAGUGGGAAAGCAAAACUAACAGAAACAUCUACAGCUGGCACAUCAAGACCAACAAAAAAAUUGAAAUAG
Molecule: messenger RNA, 1404 nt
Organism: Lactuca saligna
Lineage: Eukaryota; Viridiplantae; Streptophyta; Magnoliopsida; Asterales; Asteraceae
Source: the annotation of a GenBank genome assembly